AUGGGGAGGAAUAUGUGGCGCGACCCUACAUUUCUCACGGGUGUUGAAGGUUGUGAAAUAUUUGUUUUCUCUGCUAAGAAUCGCAGAGGAUUAUUGAACGCAAUUCCAAACAAUUUGACUCGUGAAAUUGUCGAACAGUUGUCCAAUGCAAAACGAGGUCUGACCUGUGCUCCAGAGGGACUCGAAAUACUCUCCCAGUGGCCCUACAUGGCUGCCCACUCGUACCUUGGGCUGCCCAGAGGGAUUAGCUGGACUCUGGGCCAGUUGGGCGUGGAGGUUGGAUCACGUAAUGGAUUGCUGGGCGCCUGUGAAAAUAUUCAUGUGUGGCGGCGCGGCGGCGGCGGCGGCCCCGCCUCCUCUGCAGAGACGCCGCGCCGCGCGGCCUUGUCUCGUGGCCUGUUGCUCUGCCUGCUUUGCUUGCUGGCGGCGGCGGCCCGCGGCGGCGCGGCGGGCGGGGGGGGCGCAGUGGGGAUGGCGGAGGCGUCAGCAGAGGCGGAGCUGCGGACGCGACUGCGGAGGCAGCUGCUGGAGCCGCGGGAGUUGGACGCAGCAUCCGAGAGGUUGUAGUGUAGGGAUGAUAUUGACAAGAUCUUGUCUGGACCAAGUGAAACUCAAGAUUCUACAACAAUGACUUCAACAACUUACUGCUACGUCUUCCCAGCUACAAGUAGUGGAUCUAACAAGGAAGAA
Molecule: messenger RNA, 690 nt
Organism: Gryllus bimaculatus (two-spotted cricket)
Lineage: Eukaryota; Metazoa; Arthropoda; Insecta; Orthoptera; Gryllidae
Source: the annotation of a GenBank genome assembly